CAGAGGGUUAAAACCUGCCAACUGUUAGUGGUCAGGUUACUUUUUCUCCUGUAAUCAUAGACCAAAGAGAUGUGCAGCUGUCAGCAUUAUCUUGGUCCCAAGUCAAGACGCCGGUCAGAUUACCAGACGACUUUGAGCUCCAGAUAAGAUAAAGAAGAACAGAUAUUUCAUAACGUGUCGCAUCUGCGAACGCCGCUCCUUCCUGAGAAAAGUGGUUGAAGAAUGCAGGCAACAUCUGUUCGAGGCUGGAUUUAUUGAGCUGAAGGAGUCUGAGCAGUGGGACAUCAAGCCAGCCGGCAAGUACUUUGUGACCAGGAACUUCUCCAGUCUCAUUGCUUUUGCAGUGGGCGGAUGUUACCUGCCAGGGAAUGGUUUCUCCAUGAUCGGAGCCCACACAGACAGCCCCUGCCUCAGAGUGAAGCCGAGGUCUAAGAGGACAAAGCAGGGCUGUCUGCAGGUGGGUGUGGAGUGUUACGGCGGCGGCAUCUGGAACACCUGGUUCGAUCGAGACCUGACCAUCGCCGGCCGCGUAAUAGUCAAGAGUGGUGGGAAGCUCAUCCACCGGCUGGUCCACAUCCCCCGGCCUCUCCUCAGGGUUCCUCACCUCGCCAUCCACCUGCAGCGGGACAUCAACGACUCCUUCGGCCCAAACAAGGAGAACCACUUAGUUCCCAUAAUCGCCACGGCCGUUCAGGAGGAGCUAGAGACGGGUUCUUCUUCAUCUGGAGAUGCUUCCUGCGCCUCCACCACGAUGGAGAAGCACCACCCAGCCCUGGUGAAGGCGUUAUGUUCAGAGCUCAGCGUUGAGCCUGAAGUUCUGCUGGACUUUGAGUUGUGUUUGGCCGACACGCAGCCGGCGGCAUUGGGAGGAGUGUUCGAGGAGUUCAUCUACUCUCCUCGUCUGGAUAACCUACACAGCUGCUAUUGUGCUCUAAAGGGACUGAUGGAGUCGUGCAGCGGAGACUCUCUGGCCAAAGAUCCAAACAUCCGCAUGAUCACUCUGUACGACAAUGAGGAGGUGGGAUCUGAGAGUGCUCAGGGCGCUCAGUCCAACCUGACGGAGAUGAUCCUCAGUCGGCUCUCUGCCUCCUCCUCCAACCUCACCGCCUUCCAGCAGGCGGCGCCGCGGUCCUUCAUGAUCAGUGCUGACAUGGCACAUGCCGUGCAUCCAAACUACCAAGAGAAACACGAAGAAAACCACCGACCGGCCUUCCACAAGGGUCCGGUGAUCAAGUUCAACAGCAGCCAGCGCUACGCCACCACAGCUGUCACAGCCUCCAUCAUCAGAGAAGUGGCCGGGCGGGUCGGCGUGCCGCUGCAGGACGUGAUGGUCCGCAACGACAGCCCCUGUGGGACCACCAUCGGACCGAUCCUGGCAGCUCGCCUCGGCGUUCCCGUGGUGGACAUCGGUGCUCCACAGCUCUCCAUGCACUCCAUCAGGGAGAUGUGCUGCACCUCCAGCGUGCUGCAGAGCACCACCCUCUUCAAGGGUUUCUUUGAGUUGUUCCCCACCGUGAGGAGCUCGCUAGAGCUCGAAUGAAGAGCGACAUCUGAUGUUCGACGCAGAAACCCAACAAAGUCUGAGCUAAAAGUCACAAAACAAUUUUAACUGUGAUGUAAGAACACACAGAAAGAUAUUUGCUCAAUAAAAGUGAUUUAAUUAAGAUAAUAAAGUGCUGAAAUUCUU
This is a messenger RNA of Nothobranchius furzeri (turquoise killifish), 1687 nucleotides long. NCBI's taxonomy places the organism in Eukaryota, Metazoa, Chordata, Actinopteri, Cyprinodontiformes, Nothobranchiidae. The record is from RefSeq and is a predicted model, not a curated record.